AACCGGAAGAUUACUCACCUGCCCUUAGAUUUUUCAAUAAUGGAGUUCCUGGCCUUGGACUUCUUACCAGCCCAUUCCCUAACCCCGGAGAAAGUACAGGGAGAAGAUUCGUAAUUGAAGAAUACCAGAGGAAAUUAGAAUACCGAGAAUCAGUCUCAGAAGCGUUAGAGUCAGGUAAUAAAUCCACCCAAAGCAGAGGUAUAGUAACACUGAGUGAAAUGGGGUCAGAAAAUUGUAAAGAAAAUACUAACCCGAAAACCGAUAAAGAAGGAGACGACAAAUUCUGGUACAGCUAUGAUGAUGAUGAAACUGUAAUAACUCAAGAAGAGGAAGAUAGAUGCCAUGAAAUAAGUGAAGAAAAAGAAGUAUUUAUGAUAAAAAUAGAAAAUGAAGAUGAACAGAAGGAAGAUAUCGAAGUAGAAAACAUCAUACCAGGACCCAGCGAACGGACCCCUAAUGAAAUAAAUGGCCAAGCGUGGACCCAAAGUAUGACACCACUAUACUUUCGGAAAAUAACUGAUGAUUGUCAUAAACUCAAACACUUUGCUCUAGAAGUGAUAAACCGAGGCAAGACCAUAUACUUGAUGGAGCAAUUCGGAUACCGACUUAUUGCACAUGACCUGAGAAACCUGUUGAUUUUAAAAGAAUGGAUCAUAGCUAGUACCCAACGAGAGCUAGCACAAAGAGAGUAUUUAAUGGCAACUGGAAUCGACUUAG
This is a messenger RNA of Dentiscutata heterogama, 717 nucleotides long. Lineage: Eukaryota; Fungi; Glomeromycota; Glomeromycetes; Diversisporales; Gigasporaceae. The record is from the annotation of a GenBank genome assembly.